Molecule: messenger RNA, 885 nt
Organism: Anopheles bellator
Lineage: Eukaryota; Metazoa; Arthropoda; Insecta; Diptera; Culicidae
Product: general odorant-binding protein 45-like
Exons: 1
Coding region: 1-885 (294 amino acids)
Biological process (GO): sensory perception of smell
Molecular function (GO): odorant binding
Source: RefSeq, a predicted model, not a curated record
AUGAGUCAUACCCUGUUUGUGAUCUCUGCGUUGGUGGUGCUGGUGGGAGCUGUUCAGAUCAAUGCAGAUGAGCUACCCCAGUACGUCACACAAAAGAGCUUUAACGACGCACAGGCCGAGUGCGCCCUGUAUCUAGGAGUCGCUCAAGAUGACCUUCAGCGCUACGUCAAGAAUGGAUACCCAGACGAAGAACAGGUCCGUUGUCUGCUGCGCUGUGUGGCCUUCAACCUGCGCUUCUGGAACCGGACAACUGGACUACAGAAGCAUCUCGUAUCGGGGUACUUUGUGCCUUACCCCAACGACUUUCACAACGUUGAGCGCACGGAGGCGUGCCUGGCCAAAAAUCUGUACACCUGCGACGAUGACCUCUGCACGCAGGUGUACAAGGCGUUCCAGUGUUACUACCAGCAUUACGGUGCACUUAGCGAGUGCCCACAGUUCGUCGUGAACUCCUACCGAGAGGAUGUGCAGGCAGCGUACGACGUUUUCGGAAUGCUGUACGUUUCACGCAACGGUCUCCAGCACCUGGCCGGUGGAUGCUUCCCCAAGGACGAAGAGGCGAUGUGCUUCUUCAGAACGUUCAACCUACGCGAAGGACUGUACGACGAUGACAAGGGCUGGAACUUGGAGCGUCUGCACUACCAAUACAACGAGGACGUGUUCCACCCGAACAAUGGUCUUACCGUCGCGUGUCUGUCCAACCAGCAGAAGCUUGCCUGCAAAAAGACCAAGUGCCAGCAGGCCUUCGACUCAUUCAAGGCGUGUUUCGGUGAGUCGCGAGCGUACAACUACCAGGUCAACCAGGUGUUUGUGGAUGCUGCCAAGAACGUUCUCGGACAGCCUGUGUGCUACUGCAACAAGGCAGUAAAGUGUGGAAACCAUUAG